Prunus avium (sweet cherry) is the source of this 729-nucleotide messenger RNA. Its product is annotated as Stress responsive A/B Barrel Domain-containing protein. The record is from RefSeq and is a predicted model, not a curated record. NCBI's taxonomy places the organism in Eukaryota, Viridiplantae, Streptophyta, Magnoliopsida, Rosales, Rosaceae.
UUGACACACAAACAAUAUUGCAUAAUGUAAUGUGGAUAUAAAUUAUGGGGUUUGGUCAUUCAUUUUUGCUUCAUAGGUAGUGCUGUUGAUUUGGGAAAUAAUAAUAUGGGGGAGUUCAAGCACUUGGUGAUUGUUAAGUUCAAGGAAGAUGUGGUUGUGGAUGAGAUUCUGAAAGGGCUGGAGAAUUUGGUUGCUGAGAUUGAUGCUGUUAAGUCCUUCGAAUGGGGACAGGAUCUGGAAAGCCAAGAGCUGCUUAGGCAGGGAUUUACCCAUGUCUUCGUGAUGACAUUCGACAAGAAGGAAGAUUAUGCUGUGUUUCAGAGCCACCCUAAACAUCUAGAAUUUUCAGCAGUAUUUUCAACAGUUAUAGAAAAGCUUGUGCUGCUUGAUUUUCCACCUACUCUUGUCAAGACACCACCCAAGGCAGCACCACCAGAAGCACCACCAGAGGCAUCACCAGCAUGAUCUAGAUGUGCUUCAAAAUUGCAAAUCUAUGGACUCCAUCAAAACAGAAUAUGAUGUAUGCUGUUGCUUGUGUGUUUUUUCCUUAAUUAAUGUUUGCUUGCUGUUUAAUUAUGGGAUAAGUCAAUGAGUUUGAAUGUAAUUUUCAACUUGUGUGGAAAUAUAUUAUGGUCAUUUUGCCUCUCAUGAAGACAUGAAGACAUGAAGACCUGAAGACAUGUAGCUUAAUUUCUGGGAUUUGGUUUCUAUCCACUUCACUAAUAUAAA